CACAUACGCUCCGUUACGUCUCAACACCGCGCCAAACUCCCUUUCUGGUUGGCAGUUGAAAUGUCAGUUUAGGUAGCAUUAGCAGACAAGAUGCGCUUGUUUCUGCGUGAACUUUACUGAAUGGUCAGUGAACAGAAACACCCAGACAUCGCGUAAAUUGAACCAAAGAAAUCAAAGCAAAGACUCGUGUUUUUUCAAAAACAUGGGGGCACUGAUAUCUCGAUGGAAGGCAAAGCCAACAACAGUUGAGCAGCUGGAGAACCUGGACAAGGAGAUUAAAGAGCUGGAAGAGUUUAAAACUAAAAACCAGCGUCUGCAAAAGCUAUGGGUUGGCCGGUUGCUACUUUACUCAUCUGCCCUUUACCUGUUGACCUCCCUGAUCGUCUACUGUCUUUACCUCCCCGAGCACUGGUGGCAGAGAAUAGCCAUGGCCCUGCCUUUCUUCAUAUACCCUGUGCUGGUGUGGUUCAUCAGAAAGUUAUUGAUUUUCCUCUUCUCCAAACGCACUGAGAGAAACAGUGAAAAACUCGAAGAUUUAAAGGCUGCCAAAAAAAAGAUUCUUGAGGAGGUGAUGGAGACAGAAACGUACAAAAAUGCCAAGCUCAUCCUGGAACGUUUUGAUCCUGAGGCUAAGAAGAAAGCUGAACUUGAGUCAACUCCAGUGCGUUCUCCGAUGACUCCCAGACCAGGACAAGAGAUUCGGCAGAGAGGGGUGCCAAUGAGACCGAUGCCAAUGGGCACCCCACAUGCAAUGGUCAUGACUCCUACACUGGGAGCACGUCCCCUGCUGGGACCAGCAGGCACACCUGUGGAACAUGUUCCUCUCUCAGCUCCAGGAGGUCCACCAGACAGAUCUGCUCUGUCUGCUUCGGUCCUACAGGGCGCAGUACCUAGGACUCCCUCCUCCCCAAUGCAAGGUAUGCACCCUCCAGGUCCUCCGUUAGCUAGACCCAUCUUGCCCAAAGACAGGGGAGCUCUGGACAGAGUCAUCGAGUAUCUGGUAGGGGAUGGACCACAGAACAGAUACGCGCUGAUCUGCCAGCAGUGUUUUUCUCAUAAUGGCAUGGCUCUGAAAGAAGAGUUUGAAUAUCUAGCAUUUCGUUGCGCGUAUUGCUACUUUAUGAAUCCAGCUAGGAAGACUCGUCCUCAGGCCCCCCGACUUCCAGAGUUCAGCUUUGAAAAGAGGCUGCGGGCUGAAUCACGUUCACCUGGGCCAUCACCACGUUCUGGAACAGAUACAGAGGAGAGCGCGCCACCUUCUGGAGCAAAAGCUCCAGCUCCGUGGAAUUUGGUCCACAGUUUCCAGAUCCAACAAAGACCAGAGACUCGACCUCUGCGGAGUCCAGAUGAGAAGGAGAUGGGAGAUUGCGAAGGAAUCACUAAAGAAGUAGAGAGCGAGAGCCCAUUAGAGGAGCAGGAUCAGCUGCAGCAGAAGGAGGAAGAGAAAGGAGAAGAAGAAGAAGAAGAAAUGGUUCAGGAAGAGGUGGCUGAGGAGGAACCGGGACAGUCGCAGCAGCCCCUGUGAGACAGGAGCUCAGCCAUCAUAGUUUCUAAGAGGCCAGAAAAGGUCCAGAGAAAUGUGAUUGUUCUGUCCAGGCAGAAGGUGAUGGUAAUGGCCGGAAUAGUUAUUGGUAUUGAAAAGCAGCAUUGAUGGACAAGGAUUACCAUCAUGAUUAUUUAUAUUUAUUAGUGAAAUUGUCCAACAGUAUUGCCAAAAAUGAUGCCAACAUAUCUUGGUCAUGAAUUUGAUGCGAUGACUGGGAAGGAGUCAGAUUGAGGGUUGUAGUUUGAAUUUUGAGGCUAUUUCUCUGUGGUGUAGUUGGUUGAUUGGUGAUAUUGCUCUGUAGGUGCACUAACUUCAAGUAACGAUUUACACUCUAAGGUCCUUUUAGGGUUAAUGUAGUUGGAUGCUGUAUGGUUUUGAUAAGAAAAAGCGUUUUAGAUAGAACUGCUGGUUCACACAUUGUUUGUUCUCAGAUGAAAUGACGUUACAAAGAGGACUGCCGCUGUUUAAAAUGACUACCUGAAGUGGGUGAGAAUGUCAGAUAGUUGUAGCAAAAGGUCAACACAAACACUCCUUAUCCAGUGUGGGAAACACUGGAUUUUCCUACACUAUCCAAACACUGACAUGCAUAACACAUGAAGUCCAUCUCAGGAUAAACCUGUUGUGAAUCAGGACAGCUUCUGUUGUGUUUACAGUAUGUGCAUACAAGUAUGCUGUUAGGUUUCAGGCUGCUGCUGUGGCUUUUUCAUCUUCCAUUUUAAGUCCCUGAUCCAAUAUUUUAGGCUAACAAUAGAAACAUUUAUCUCUUUGGAUACCUUCUGUUGUAGUCAUGUUUAGCCAACGCUGAUGCAUGUAUGCUUUUAUUCCCAUACAUUUUAAUGCUUUUUGUUUCUCUUUUGUUUUCAUUAUAUUACGGCAUCUUUGUCCCAGACUGCCAAUGAUGAGAUAUGAGCAGUUAGUUGCACUUCUAUUGGAAGCAAAAGUACUGAAACUGAAUGCUGAAUGAGAGGAGUAAACCAGUGUGGCUUAUGUUGCAUCAAGGAAAGAAAGGAUGCAGAAACAAUUAGCUGUAGUCUGUUCACUGAAAGGGGGAAAAAGAUUCAUUCUCACUUCUUUUUCUUUCUUUUUUUUUAAGAGGCUGAGAGAAUGAAUUUAAAUAAUGUUUAACUUCAACUGUUACGCUAAUGAAUCUGUGCUCUACCAAUUGGUAUGGUAUUUACCACUUUUCUGAUGCUGAUGGAAAUGGCUAACAUGACUCAUUACUCUUAUUUCCUUUAUAAUCUGCAUGUGUGUGUGUGUGUGUGUGUGUGUGUGUGUGUGUUCUCUCAUUUUGUGGCUGGAUUGAAAUAAACUGGCCAUCAAAUCUGGAAAAUUAGAUUUAUCAGAGGAAACAUGUUGACUCUAUUUUUCCUUGCCAUCUUUUAGCAGAAUACAUUUAAACUAAGCUCUUACUUUGAAUCGAUGUCUGCAAGAUAUUACCUGUCAAAAACUGUUAUUAGCUUAGUUAUAACAUUAGUAUUUAUUAGCUGGUAACAAUGAAAAAAUUGCUGAAUAAACUUCUGUAUACUUUGCAAGCAGAAGAAACAAACGACUUUGAGCUUAAACUGCCAGUUUAUCUGUAUGUGGUCAUUGCCGAUCGUUCUACUCAGUCAGGAUUAUAAUUUGCCAAAUCCAUUGUUUUUUUUGUCUGUACUUCACGUCGUCAUUUGCACUGAGUUCUAUUUUUAUUUUAUUUAUUUGGCUAUACAGUGUUUUAAUUUGUAAAUCAGACAUUUUUAAAAAUGUACUCAUUUAACCUUUUAUUGCCAUUGUGUUCACAGCUAUUUAAGUGUAUUCCUUGAUUCUGUUUCGGUAAACAUUAGGUCAUAAAAUAUUGAAAGAGUUUACGUCUCGGUGCUUACGUUCAUUUGAAAUGUUCACAGUAGGAACCUGGUGCCAUUAAGUCCUAGCUGUAGCUGAAGGGAUGGGAAUUCAUUCUUCAUUUGGAAUGUUGUGUUAUUAGGUGGAACCAGGAGAAAUGGUGAGUGUCUAUGCAAAUGUAAACGUCCUGUAUCGCCUGUGUUGCACAGCUUGGGUCCCAGAGACACACCCUGAUGAAGUGGGGAAAA
Molecule: messenger RNA, 3612 nt
Organism: Oreochromis niloticus (Nile tilapia)
Lineage: Eukaryota; Metazoa; Chordata; Actinopteri; Cichliformes; Cichlidae
Gene: lnpkb
Product: lunapark, ER junction formation factor
Exons: 16
Coding region: 203-1525 (440 amino acids)
Biological process (GO): endoplasmic reticulum tubular network organization
Cellular component (GO): endoplasmic reticulum tubular network
Source: RefSeq, a predicted model, not a curated record